AUGUCUUUUGAUAAUACUUCAGAUACAUCCAACAUACACCACUUCAACACUUCAACAAAUGACUCAAGACUCCCCACAUCAGUACUAUCAGAUAAGGCUAGAUCCAUAUUUGACUUUCACUAUUUUAACAAAAUGCAGUCCAAAUCUUUCAAGCCAAUCUAUGAGGAGGAUAACAACUGUGUGAUUAGCUCCCCAACUGGUUCAGGUAAGACUGUGCUAUUUGAACUUGCCAUCCUAAGGUUAUUGAAUCUGACUAAUGACCCCAAUACCUUGAAGGUUUUGUAUAUAUCGCCCACAAAAGCACUUUGUUUAGAACGAGAGAAGGAUUGGUGCUCUAAAUUCUCAUCCUAUGGAUUGACUGUUGGUGCACUAACAAGUGAUACAAGCUAUUUAGAAACAGAUAAAGUGAAAAAGGCCAACAUCAUUAUAACGACUCCAGAAAAAUGGGAUUUGGUGACACGAAAAUGGGCAGACUAUUCAAAGCUUUUUAAGCUUAUAAAGUUGCUAUUGGUUGAUGAAAUUCAUAUUUUGAGAGAUAAUAGAGGUUCAACAUUGGAAGUUGUUAUUACAAGAAUGAAGAAAAUAUGUCGGCCUUUGAGGAUAAUUGCUUUAUCUGCCACAGUUCCAAACAUUCAAGAUGUUUCUGGGUGGAUCAAACUCAAUUCUGAUAGCGGACAAAAUGCCGUGACAUUGGUUUUCGGUGAUGAGUAUAGACCUGUUAAGUUAGAGAAGCUUGUAUUUGGAUACAGGCAAACAAUGAAUGAUUUUGUGUUUGAUUCAUUUUUGAACAAUAAGCUUGCUGAAAUUAUAAGACAACAUUCUAAUAAUAAGCCUGUUUUGAUCUUUUGCCCAACUAGAAACUCAACAAUUUCCACUGCAAAGUAUUUAUCUAAGAACCUUAGGGUGGAAAUCAAAAGUCAAAGUCCUGCACUGAUAAAAGAAAAAGAACUCAAAGAGUUAUCUAUGUUAGGAUUCUCCUACCACCAUGCUGGUCUUUCUUUGCCUGAUAGAUUAUCAGUUGAGAAAAACUUCAUAAAUGGGAACACUAAGGUUUUAUGCUCUACAUCAACUUUAGCUGUUGGUGUAAACCUUCCGGCCUAUUUGGUUGUUAUCAAGGGAACUAAAACAUGGACUGGUGCCGCUUUUGAAGAAUAUUCUGAGUUAGAUAUUUUGCAGAUGAUGGGAAGAGCUGGACGACCUCAAUUUGAAACUCAGGGUAAGGCUGUCUUAAUGACUGAUUCAGAUAAGCAACAUCAAUAUGAGAAGUUGGUAAAAGGUACAGAAAAACUUGAAAGUCGACUACAUUUAAAUCUUUCAGAAAACAUGGUUCCUGAAGUGUUUUUGAAAACGGUUAAUUCUGUUGAAGGUGCAUUAGAAUGGUUGAAACUUACAUUUUUCUACACAAGGUUUAAAAACAAUCCAACAGCAUAUGAUGAAAUACCUUAUUUAGCUAAUGGGAGUAUGGAUGCAAGAUUGUUGAAGUACGUUGAAUCAAAAUUAAGGGAGUUGACAGAUUUCAAGCUUAUCGAAAUCAAGAACGGUGAAUAUCAAUGCACUCAAUUUGGAAAUGCAAUGACAAAACAUUAUAUUUUAUUUGACACUAUGAAGAUGUUUGUGAAAUGUCCUAGAGGUCUUACAGUAUCUGAUAUCAUUAAUUUGGUUUCAAAAUCCAGCGAGUUUGAAAAUAUCAGGUUGAAAAGAACCGAGAAAAAGUUAUUCAGGGAACUUAAUAAUUCACCAAUCCUCAAAUACCCUAUUAAGACUUACAACACGCUGUCUAACAUUACAUCCAACGAUGAAAAGAUAAAUCUUUUGGUUCAGUACGAGUUAGGUGGCCUUGAGUAUCCGAAUGGGCAAGAAUUCUUGAAAAUCCAACAGAGUUUCAAACAAGAUAAGUUUUUUGUAUUUAAACAUAUUGGAAGGUUGAUAAGGUGCUUGGUUGAUUGUUUUUUGGAGAAAGCUGAUUAUGUUUCAUUGCUCAAUUGCUUAAAGCUUUCUAGAUGUUUGAAUGGUAAAUGUUGGGAAGAUACCUCUAUUGUUUUGAGACAACUUGAAGGUGUAGGAAUUGCUGCCGUUAGAAGGUUUUCUAAUCAAAAUGUUAAAUCCUUCAGUGAAGUUAAAAACUUGAGCUCAAGCACAAUUGAAUAUUACCUAAACCAAAGACCUGGAUUUGGUGCUAAGGUCCUUAAAGCAAUUGCUGGCUUGCCGAUAUUGUCUAUUGAAACGCACCUCGAAUCGUCUACGGUAACGAAAGGAGAGUUAAAAGUUAUUAUCCGAAUGAAUAUUGAUUGUCAAAUGGAAACAAAAUCGUGGCAUGGAAAGCCGGUUACUGUUAAUAUCGUUUCUGGGUUAUCAACAGGUGAUUUGGUUGAUUUUAGACGUGCGCAUUUGAAUAAGCUCAGUGGUGCUAAAUCGUUUACAUUUGAAUGUUCAGUGCUAUAUAAAAACACCAGUUUGACUAGCUCUGUUUCCUGUGAGGAGAUUGGUAAGUUAAUCUUGUUUUCCGUAAAGGGAGAUUUUACUAACGGUUCCAGCUGGUAUUUCUCAAAGCUUUGA
Messenger RNA from Hansenula anomala, 2556 nucleotides. It is a transcript of the gene HFM1, whose product is annotated as DNA helicase. NCBI's taxonomy places the organism in Eukaryota, Fungi, Ascomycota, Saccharomycetes, Phaffomycetales, Wickerhamomycetaceae. Bases 1 to 2556 code for a protein of 851 amino acids. Gene Ontology annotation, molecular function: nucleic acid binding; ATP binding. The transcript has a single exon. The record is from RefSeq and is a predicted model, not a curated record.